CGGAGAAGCGGGCCGCCACCAUGCCCGACUCCCCGGCCGACGUGAAGACGCAGGCCAGGUCGACGCCGCCCAGCAUGCCACCGCCGCCGGCCGUCACGCAGGGCGCCACGCGGCACCCCUCCUUCGCGCCCAGCACCAAUCGAGACGCCGGACCGCCGACGUUUCUGCCUCGCGGCCGUUUUCAUGGUUGCUUGAAAUGGUCGAUGGUCUGUUUCGCCAACUACAUCUCGCCCGAGAUCGGCGAGCGGGUGCGCACGCUCGUCCUGGGGCUCGUGAACUCCACGCUCACCAUCGAGGAGUUUCAUGCCAAGCUCCAGGAGGCCACCAACUUCCCGCUGCGGCCCUUCCCCGCGGGCCCCCUGCCCCAGCACUACCGCCUGGAGGACAUGGCCCUGGCGCAUCACUACCGCGACGCCUACCGCCACGCCGACCCCCGCGAGCUGCGCGAGCGCCACCGGCAAGCGGCAGUGCAUGGGGCGCGCCAGGAGGAGGUCAUCGACCACCGGCUCACCGACCGCGAGUGGGCAGAGGAGUGGAAGCACCUCAACAACCUCCUCAACUGCAUCAUGGACAUGGUGGAGAAGACGCGGCGGUCGCUCACGGUGCUGCGGCGCUGCCAGGAGGCCGACCGCGAGGGGCUCAACCUCUGGAUGGGCCGCCACAGCGACCCCGAGGACAUGAAGAAGGGUCCCCCGGGGCGCCCUCCCGGUGGCACCGAGGCCCCGCAGCUCGGUAGGGCGCAGGGGGACCCAGGCGCGUGGCCGUCCUGCGUCCCACACUCCAACUAACAACGCCUGCCCCUCUCCCCCGCAGAGGCCCACCGGGAAUUCGCGCCACGGCCCCUAACCGGCUACAUGCCCGAGGCGAUCUGGAGGAAGGCUGAAGAAGCGGUGAACGAGGUGAAGCGGCAGGCCAUGUCGGAGCUGCAGAAGGCCGUGUCGGACGCGGAGCGCAAAGCGCACGAGCUCAUCAGCACGGAGCGCGCCAAGAUGGAGCGGGCGCUGGCCGAGGCCAAGCGGCAGGCGUCGGAGGACGCGCUCACCGUGGUCAAUCAGCAGGAGGACUCCAGCGAGCUAGCCAAGAACAUACCGGACUCACCUCUGCUCCAAAGGAUAUCCAAAAACGGGAAGGACCCAAACGUUUCUCCACUGCCAAAGUUCGUUUCGCUCUGGGGCCGCUUGCGCCGGGCCGGGCAUGGCCCUGCGGUGCCUCGGCGAGCUGCCCUCGACGCAAAGACGCGAUGA
This is a messenger RNA of Tinamus guttatus (white-throated tinamou), 1244 nucleotides long. The record is from RefSeq and is a predicted model, not a curated record. NCBI's taxonomy places the organism in Eukaryota, Metazoa, Chordata, Aves, Tinamiformes, Tinamidae.